This is a messenger RNA of Microdochium trichocladiopsis, 1236 nucleotides long. RefSeq lists its product as uncharacterized. The record is from RefSeq and is a predicted model, not a curated record. Gene Ontology annotation, molecular function: dipeptidase activity. The transcript has 3 exons. The coding region runs from base 1 to 1236 and encodes 411 amino acids. NCBI's taxonomy places the organism in Eukaryota, Fungi, Ascomycota, Sordariomycetes, Xylariales, Microdochiaceae.
AUGCUUGCUCCCGAACAGCUUAUCGAAUCUGCCGAAAAGGCGCGCCGUGCAAUUGCGAGCGAGACCGCCCGCCUGCGCAGCGAGCUAGAGAAGGUCAGCCUCGACAUCCACGCACACCCGGAACUCUGCUACGAGGAAGUGUUUGCGCACGACACCAUCUGCAAGUUCCUCGAGUCCAACGGCUUCGCGGUCCAGCGCGGCGCGUACGGCAUCCCGACAUGUUUCGAGGCGGAGACCGGCACCGGCGACGAGAUCGUCAUCUUGUGCGCCGAGUAUGAUGCUCUCCCGGGCAUCGGCCACGCCUGUGGGCACAAUCUCAUUGCCCUGUCGAGCAUCACCGGCUUCGUCGCUGCGGCCAAGGCGGCCGUCGAGCUUGGCUUUGCUGGUAGGAUCCGGCUGCUGGGGACGCCCGCCGAGGAGGGCGGUUCCGGCAAGGUCAAGCUGCUCGAAGCCGGCGCGUUCGAGGGUGCCGCUGCGGCACUCAUGUCGCAUCCGACGAGCAUGAACCGCAUCGCCGAGGUGGAGGGUCUCGCAGGCGCGGCCGGUCUCGUGACCAUUGCCGCCUCGAUGGUCAAGACAGAGUUUACAGGCCGCACGGCCCACGCGGGGGCGACGCCGUGGCAGGGCCUCAACGCCCUCGAUGCCGCAGUGAGUGCCUACACCAGCAUUUCGAUGCUCCGGCAGCAGAUCAAGCCCGCGGACCGCAUCCAUGGCGUCAUUACCAAUGGCGGCGUCGCUCCAAAUGUCAUCCCAGACAAGACCAGCAUGGUGUAUGGCAUCCGCAGUAGGUCGGCCGCGGGACUCAACGACUUGGUGCGCAGGGUCAAGAACUGCUUCGAGGCUGCGGCCACUGCCACAGACUGCAAGGUGAAUACCCAAACUGAGCUCUUCUACGCGGACCAAAUCCUCAACCCGACGCUCUGUGGGGCCUUCACCGAAGAGAUGGCCCUGCUGGGUGACAAGUUCCUGCCCAUCGCCAAAGAGACUGUCUCGUCGUCCACCGAUAUGGGCAACGUCUCGCACGCAUUACCGUCCUUCCACUGUUCAUACGGCAUCGAAUCGGGCAGUGCAUCGAACCACACCGCCGGCUUCACGGCCGCCGCAGCGACACCGGAUGCUUUACACCGAGCCGUCAGGGUUGGCAUGGGAUUGGCCAUGUUGACUGUGCGGUUGUUGAUUGAUAGCACAUUCAGGCAAAGCGUGCGGGCGGCGUUUGAAAGCGCCAAGGAGACUUGA